This is a messenger RNA of Caenorhabditis elegans, 1224 nucleotides long. It is a transcript of the gene F27C8.3, whose product is annotated as T2SSG domain-containing protein. NCBI's taxonomy places the organism in Eukaryota, Metazoa, Nematoda, Chromadorea, Rhabditida, Rhabditidae. The record is from RefSeq and is marked reviewed. Bases 27 to 272 code for a protein of 81 amino acids. The transcript has 2 exons.
AUAUUUUCUACUAUAUUUUUAUAAAUAUGUGGCCUUCCGAAUCUGAUCUUGAAUCUAUUGAUUCUUUAAUCGAUAGAAUGAAUCCAAUAACUGGGUUUCCGUACCCGAUGAAAUCUGCUGUGAACAAAGGAUUCCCAAAAAAUGCAGGGGAUCCAUGGAUUGGUAGAUAUACCAAAAAUGGAUACUGGUUUAAGUUAUCAUGGGGAGGAAACGAAGAAUGGAGAGAGAUGGCAAAUGAAAUGUGGUAUCGAAAUGAAUUUCUUGUAGAUUAAAGUAGUUUUCUGCUGUAUCAAAGACUAUUUGAAAACAACGAUGGGAAGCUGAAGUCAUUGUGGGGAUAGGAGAUGUGGGAAGAUUUGGAUUAGGGUAACACGUUGGAGAGUUCAACUUUUAAUGGAAUAUUAAAUAACCUGAAGACUAUGAAAGUUUUGUUUUCACGUUUUGAAAAAUAUAAAUAUUUCCUUUCUGAACUUUUCAAAAAAAAAGUUUAUAUUUCUGUUUCCAGGUCGAUUGAUCUAUUAAAAAAUAAACCCUCGCAUGAUAAGUUUGAAGUGCAAAAGUUAUCAAUUACAGAGAUUUUAAAAAACGUCGCACCACCGGAAAAGGGGCUUAUCACACAUUCCACAGAUCACGGUAAAGAGCUCUGCCACAGAAGUGUGCCGAUCAAAUUGUUUGUGUUGGUAUUUUCAUAAUGUAAAAGUUCAGGACAGAAAGAUAUUAAAUGGUCAAACUUUGAACAUUAAAAACACACAUUUCAGGAGAAACAAAUUUGAAGAUAUUGCCAUACAUGUCGCGAAUACGGAGAGCAAUGAACUCUCAUUUACUCGACUUAACUAUAAUUAAACUAUAAAAGACUAACAACAAGGCUCGACACACCUCACACAUCAUCAGGACGACGCGUCACCCCGACACAACUACCAAGAUUCUCGAUAAACGCGCCAAUCAAUAAAGGAGAACGCUUUACACCAACUACGUGAACUUCUCGACCUUCGACGUGGAUUGCCCCCCCCCCCCCUCCGGAUGAGCAAAAGAAGAAAGAAUCAGUACUCUCUCAUCUUGUCUACCCCUCGGUCGUUUUGUUUCGGAUCACUGAUACGUUAGGAGUUGUCGGUGGUCGCCUUACCUGUUGAGACAUGAUGGUCGCGCGUGGAUGUUCGAUUCUAGUCAUAAUAUUGCAAAUUGAUGUUUCUAGUUAUGCGUUGUCAUUCUCAUGGGUUUAGGUUG